Caenorhabditis angaria is the source of this 1970-nucleotide messenger RNA. The record is from the annotation of a GenBank genome assembly. NCBI's taxonomy places the organism in Eukaryota, Metazoa, Nematoda, Chromadorea, Rhabditida, Rhabditidae.
AUGGCUCAACCAAUUUUGCUGGCCGAUUAUCCGAAAUUACCAUUAGAAGACAAUCGAGUAAACGAAAUUGUUUCUGAAUCGCAUGACUUUGCUCACGCGAAUGGUUUGGUUAUGCGAACUCGCGAACAAAAAGAGAAAAGUGAUGUUUGUCAAUCAGCUCCAUUUGCUCUGUUACCAUCGCCAUUCCCAAAGAAUCUUUUCGAAAAGUCAGUGUCAGUUCAGAAUGUGAGUGUUUUCAAAUAAAUUUUGAAAAUCAAAUAUCAACAAAGAGAACAAAUUAUUUUAGUUGAUCGCAAGUCUUUAUCACGAAAUUGCAUACGAAUACGAUUUUCUCAUUAAUCUUCAUGAAAAUGUUGUGAAAUCCGACGAAUUCACUAGAAAUAUGAUUGAAAUUUACAAAAAAGUUCGCGAAUCUGGUCUUGCUCAACCACUAACUUUGGCAAUUCAACGGUCUGAUUAUAUGUGUCAUAAAGAUCCAUAUAGUGCAGAAUAUGGAUUGAAACAAAUUGAAGUGAAUAAUAUUGCGUCAAGUAUGGGAGCACACGCAGAAAGAGUCACAAAACUUCAUCGCCGAACACUUCUUACACUUGGUUAUGACAAAGAUUUUGUUGAUCGUUGUAUUCCAAAAAAUGAACCAAUCAAAAUGAUUGCUGAAGCAUUAUUCAAAGCAUGGAAACAUUUUAAUAAUCCUGAUGCAGUUGUUCUUGUUGUCAUCGAAAAUGUUAAUCAAAAUCAAAUUGAUCAACGACAUGUUGAAUAUGAAUUAGAGAAUUUGGGAGUUCCACCAGAUCAAAUUAUUCGAAAAAGUUUGGAAGAUUUGAAAGAUCUGUAAGUUAUUUUCUCGAAGUUAACAUUUUUUAAUCGAUUGUUUUUCAGUCUAACUUUAUCUGAAACUAAAGAUCUUCUUUAUUCGGGAAGUCAAGUUGCAAUUGUAUAUUUCCGUGCGGGAUAUUCACCAGAUCAUUAUUCAUCUCAAAACGGUAAAAAUUAAUUGCUAUUUUCUGAAAUAUGUUCUGGAUAUAUUUUAGAAUGGGAUACUCGUCUCAAAAUGGAACUUUCAACUGCAAUCAAAACUCCAUGGAUUGGUCUUCAAAUUGCUAAUACAAAAAAGACUCAACAGGUUUAACAUUUACAGAUUUUCAAAAAACUAAUUUCGAAAAAUAAUGUAGGUUCUUUCGGAAGAUGGAGUUGUUGAGAGAUUUGUUGGAAAUCCAAGAGAUGCAAAUGCAAUUCGAUCAACAUUUGCUGGUCUUUGGGCACUUGAUAAAACUGAUCCAAUAACUGAGAAAAUUAUCAAAGGAGCAAUAAAGAAUACAGAUAGAUUUGUGCUCAAACCACAAUUAGAAGGUGGAGCUGGAAAUUAUUAUGGAAAUGAAAUGGCGGAAAUGUUGGAAAAUUUGAAAGAAGAGGAAAGAGGCGCAUUUAUUCUGAUGGAAAAACUUCAACCAAUUAUUGUUGAGGUAUUAAUUUAGAGGAAUUUUUGGACGUGACUUUUGGGGUGUAUGAAUUGAAGCAGGAUCGGAUAAUUUUAGCAAAAAACGGACCACUAAAACGAAAUCAGUCUAUGUCUGAUUUUUCGAAACAUAUCUAAAUAGAACCAAUUUUUGAAAUGGUUCGAUUCAAACACUGAAAACUGAAACUUUCAGAAAAUUGGGCCGAUUUUUUCAACAAAAAAAAUCAAGUUUUGAAUUUUGAAAAAAUUAGAGUUUUUAGAAUUAUCUGAUUCGUGCAAAUCAACCAUAUAAUUUAUCAAAAGCUGUGAGUGAAUUGGGUGUUUAUGGUUAUGCAUUUGGAUAUCAAGGAAAACCAGAAUUGAAAACCGCUGGACAUUUAUUGCGAACCAAAGGAGAAACUGUUAAUGAGGUUGAUAUUUUAAAAUACAACUUUAUUCUGAAUAUUCAAAUUUUCAGGGCGGAGUUGCUGUCGGUCACGCAGUUAUCGAUUCUCCAUUCCUUUAUGAAUUCAUUUAA